CGGUUGAUCUCUCUCUCUCUCUCUCUCUCUCUCUCUCUCUCUCUAAUCUCUCUUCGUCGUCGUCUUCCUCCUCAGAACUAUGGCGGGGAAGGGAGAGGGACCGGCCAUCGGGAUCGACCUAGGCACGACCUACUCGUGUGUCGGGGUGUGGCAACACGAUCGCGUGGAGAUCAUCGCCAAUGACCAGGGGAAUCGCACCACCCCCUCCUACGUCGCCUUCACCGACAGCGAGCGGCUCAUCGGCGACGCCGCCAAGAACCAGGUCGCCAUGAACCCCACCAACACCGUCUUCGAUGCCAAGCGCCUUAUUGGCCGCCGCUUCUCUGACGCCCCGGUUCAGAGCGACAUCAAACUGUGGCCCUUCAAGGUCGUGGCGGGUCCAGGUGACAAGCCCAUGAUCGUCGUCCAAUACAAGGGCGAGGAGAAGCAAUUUGCCGCUGAAGAGAUCUCCUCCAUGGUCUUGAUGAAAAUGCGUGAAAUCGCUGAGGCAUACCUUAGCUCCACCAUCAAGAAUGCUGUUGUUACUGUCCCUGCCUAUUUCAACGACUCCCAGCGCCAGGCCACCAAGGAUGCUGGUGUCAUUGCUGGUUUGAAUGUUAUGAGAAUUAUUAAUGAGCCCACCGCUGCCGCCAUUGCCUAUGGCCUCGAUAAGAAGGCCGAAAGCGUUGGUGAAAAGAAUGUUCUCAUCUUCGAUCUUGGUGGUGGUACAUUUGAUGUUUCACUUCUUACCAUUGAGGAGGGAAUUUUUGAGGUCAAGGCUACAGCCGGUGACACCCACCUCGGCGGUGAGGACUUUGACAACCGGAUGGUCAACCACUUCGUGCAAGAAUUUAAGAGGAAGCAUAAGAAGGACAUUACUGGAAACCCUAGGGCUCUCCGUAGGUUGAGAACCUCAUGUGAGAGGGCUAAGAGGACUCUCUCCUCCACUGCUCAAACCACGAUUGAGAUUGAUUCUUUGUAUGAAGGCGUUGACUUCUACUCUACGAUUACACGGGCUCGGUUUGAAGAGCUCAACAUGGACCUGUUCCGCAAAUGCAUGGAGCCGGUCGAGAAGUGCUUAAGAGAUGCCAAGAUGGAUAAAAGCACCGUUCACGACGUUGUCCUUGUUGGUGGCUCCACCAGGAUUCCUAGGGUCCAACAGCUUCUCCAAGACUUCUUCAAUGGAAAGGAGCUUUGCAAAAGCAUCAAUCCUGAUGAAGCUGUUGCCUAUGGGGCGGCAGUCCAGGCCGCUAUCUUAUCUGGCGAAGGCAAUGAAAAAGUGCAGGACCUUCUCUUAUUGGAUGUUACCCCGCUGUCCCUGGGGCUGGAGACAGCCGGUGGUGUUAUGACAGUUCUUAUCCCAAGGAAUACCACUAUUCCUACUAAAAAGGAGCAAGUCUUCUCUACUUACUCUGAUAACCAGCCUGGUGUGUUGAUCCAGGUCUACGAAGGUGAGCGUACCCGGACCAGGGAUAACAAUUUGCUCGGAAAAUUUGAGCUAUCUGGCAUCCCCCCUGCCCCACGUGGUGUCCCACAGAUCACCGUCUGCUUUGACAUUGAUGCAAACGGUAUAUUAAACGUCUCGGCUGAGGAUAAGACCACCGGGCAAAAGAACAAAAUCACGAUCACGAACGACAAGGGUAGGUUGAGUAAGGAUGAGAUUGAGAAGAUGGUGCAGGACGCAGAGAAGUACAAGUCAGAGGACGAGGAGCACAAGAAGAAGGUGGAGUCCAAGAAUGCGCUGGAGAACUAUGCAUACAACAUGCGUAACACGGUGAAGGAUGAGAAGAUAUCCUCGAAGUUGAGUGCGGCGGACAAGAAGAAGAUUGAGGAUGCAAUCGAGCAGGCGAUCCAGUGGUUGGACGGGAACCAGCUCGCUGAAGCUGAUGAGUUUGAGGAUAAGAUGAAGGAGCUGGAGGGGAUAUGCAACCCCAUCAUUGCGAAAAUGUACCAGGGUGCGGGUGCCGAUGCUGAAGGCAGGAUGGACGAGGAUGGCCCAUCUGCCGGCGGCAGUGGUGCUGGGCCGAAGAUUGAGGAGGUUGACUAAAAAGGCGGUCUCGUCUCACAUCCUUUUAGUUGAUGGGUGGUAUUGCGCGCGUGGUUGAGUUCGCAUUGAUUGCGAAUCAUUUUGGGUCAUGGUUCUUUGUCAUGGACCAUGAAUUUAUGAUUGUUAGGAACAUGCUAAUUUUUUUUCCUUCUAUCUUGCUGCCUUUGUUUUAGACAUACGCACUUGAUGUGCAACAAAUCAUUUUGGUUUAGGAAUUGUAAUUUUGAUAUGGUAUUUUAAAUUUUUCUGCUUCUUGGAUAAUUGUGUUACACUUUA
Ananas comosus (pineapple) is the source of this 2302-nucleotide messenger RNA. RefSeq names its product heat shock cognate 70 kDa protein 2. Lineage: Eukaryota; Viridiplantae; Streptophyta; Magnoliopsida; Poales; Bromeliaceae. The record is from RefSeq and is a predicted model, not a curated record. Gene Ontology annotation, cellular component: cytoplasm. The coding region runs from base 80 to 2026 and encodes 648 amino acids. Gene Ontology annotation, molecular function: ATP hydrolysis activity; heat shock protein binding; misfolded protein binding. Gene Ontology annotation, biological process: protein refolding; cellular response to unfolded protein. The transcript has 2 exons.